This is a messenger RNA of Paramecium sonneborni, 497 nucleotides long. The record is from the annotation of a GenBank genome assembly. NCBI's taxonomy places the organism in Eukaryota, Ciliophora, Oligohymenophorea, Peniculida, Parameciidae.
AUGUAUCUGCUUAAUGCCACACUUGUUGGUGUUUACUCUUAGAUUCCAUAGUGUGGAUAAAUCUUUUAUUUUGUUUAAUAUAUAUCCUACAUUAUGUUUGCUAGUGAGUACAACAGGAUCAUUUACAUAUCCCAUGAAUUAAAAUGUAUUAUUAUUUCUGAAUAGUAGUUUUUUAAAAAGUUGUCCAAGUAUAUAUGGAAUAGUGCAGUGGAAAUGGGGGAUCCCUGAGGAAGUUCGUUUUCGUAACAAGAUAUUAGAAAUAUGAAAAGAAAUUAAACUACAAAAGAUUUAUAAAGUGCUUUAAAUACUUCAUAAGAGCAAAAAUCAAGAAAAUGAAAGAACUCCAAAAUAAUCUUUACAUAAAAAAUCCCAUAAGACUCUAUCUUAAGAUAAAACUCCACCUUAAGAUAAUACUCCAUAGAGACAAUAAAAAGAAAAAGCAAUCUUCUAAGAUAGUAAUAGUUUAAUAGCUAAUGGUGUUACUACCAAAGAAAUGA